Messenger RNA from Ectocarpus sp. CCAP 1310/34, 2505 nucleotides. The record is from the annotation of a GenBank genome assembly. Lineage: Eukaryota; Phaeophyceae; Ectocarpales; Ectocarpaceae.
AUGGCCAUCGACGCUGGCCACUUGACUCGUCACAAUGUACGGGACAUUCUUGAGGGUUUGAAUCUGCUGUUUCACACAUUGGAGAGGGCGAAAGGUUCGCUUCCCAAGGGGCAGACGCAGUUCGCCGUGGUGGCCGACUGCUCCGGGUUCGGGCCCUCCAAGACGCCGCCCCUGCCCAUGCUCAAGACGGCGUUCAUCACGAUGCAGCGCCAUUACCCCAUGCGCCUGGGAUACGUGGUGAUCGUGAACGCGGGGGGACCCAUCACGUUCGUGUGGAAGCUCAUCUCCACCGUGCUGGAAGAGCGGACGAAGGAGAAGAUAGCGUUCCUGUCGAAGAAGGAGGCGGAGGCGACUCUUACGGGGCUCAUCGACCCUUCCGCCUUGCCGGCCUCGCUCCCGGGGGGCCUCGAUGACUUCACCUACUCCAACAAGGAGUACCUCAAGUUGUAGUGCGGCAGCAGAGCUGAGUGGUCGAACCAGUUUUGGCGCGGUCUGUUCGUCGGGGUUGGGUGCUGCCCGUGGUCCGCUGGGCGGUUGAGAAAAAUCGUGGACAAUUUUUUAAUCGGGCUUUGAGAUUUUUUUUUGUGUUGUUGGAGGUGGCUGGACGAUGUUGUUCGGCCAAAACCAGCUCAACGAAAUAAUGUGUUUUUCUUCGUGCCGUGGACAAGCCGGUUGGAUCAGCGGGGAUGGAUGGGGUGGUCUGGUAUGACCCAGUAGUGUUCAUCGCGACACAGCAGUCAGCGGGAGACGAUUAUGUCAUUUUGUUCGUUGCGUGAGUGAGGUCGCCGUUGGGCUCGAGUCGAAGAAAAGAUGCAGGCAGAAACCGGGUAUGAUUUGCGUUGUUGACACUUUGUUUUUGUGGCGCUGCCCCCACGUGCAGAAGCAACAGAAGCAUCAGGAGCGGCCGAGGCAGCGGGAAUGUUUGUUGGCAGAUUGAGGCGCCACGUGCUGUCAUAUCUAAUUUGUUCCCAAAUUGACAAGCCAGUCCACCAACAAGGAGGUGUCGGUACGAAACAUACACACGUGUAAAGAUAUGGCAUUGUGCGUGGUGUACGUGAAGCAAGACUAGAAAACAAGUCGUGCUAUCAUGCCAUCGCUUCGAGGGAGCAAUCAACGGAGGGGGGCGAUGAGAAGGCGGUGGGCUUUCAUUGUAAGAAGAGGUUUACCACAAAGACUGCAAUUUUUAGAGUUUCCGUUGAACAUCAGUACCAUACCAAAGGUCGGGCUGGAGUAGAAGGCAGUGGACAUCCCUGCAGGAUUGUAUGGUGGCUUGAGAGGCUCAAAAGUAUGCGUGCCUUAGGCCUGAAGAGGAGAGCGUAGUAGCUCUGAUCGCAUUCCAAGUUGUUACAUCGCAGCAUCAGCGGUGGUGUCCUUUUGUGUUUUCGUUUCUUUUCAGAAUGUCCUGUACGUUUGAUUAUUUGCCGUUCAUCUACUAGCAAGGUUCACGCAUGCCCGGUCGAAGCAUACCUCCAAAUUCACGCGCGCGUGGGGGGGUGCUUCAGAGUAUUGUUGGCUGCGUGUACAGCGGGAGUGAGGGUUGGCUGCGGCGUGUCGGGGAAGUCGGCUUUGAGUGACGUGAUGUGGUGUGCGUGUUCCAGGGCUUGUCUUUGCGAAUUCUACAGGGUGUAGACCCUUGUGCGGCAGGAAAGCCCAACCGGAGAUUGAGGCUGAGGUGCCGUUAUCACACGAACGAAAUUCUACAGGAGUCGGAAGCUGGCCUCUUGGCUAGACUACCCCUUGGUACAUGAGCGCUGGAUAGACGAUAGCGUGCGUUGGGCAGGGGAGAUCCGGAAAGCGCUCCUGCUGGGCUGAGGCGUGGACUAUAAACACACCUGCACUUUGGGAUGAUUGGACUGCCGUUGUUUGUGUAUUACAACUAUCCUUGCUACUGUUAAAUUGUAUUGGGGUGGGAUUGUAAGGCGCGACGGGUAGCAUCACAGCUUCGCCCGUUACGCCGGUGAAUCAACAAAGAAGGGGGGCGCGGCUAGGGAAACGGGGGCAGGAAGAGGGGUUGGUGGAAUCCGCGCAGUCAUGCAAGGUCAACGAGCACGGGAAUGAUUCCCCUAUGGUUCAGGACUACUUGAAUGUGUUGUGGAAGAGCAAGCAAGUUAUUUCGUGAUUAGACUAGUGUUCGGGCGAACCGUGUUGUUGUUGGAAAUGAAAGGGGAAGUCUGUGCUGGGUAAUGUUUUGUACGGUUUGAGAUUUACGACGGCGGUAUCGUAGCCGGUGUGAUGAUGAUGAUGAUGAUGAUGAUGUGACUGUUGAUCGACAAAAGCAAGCCUACCUGAGCUUUCUCUGUGAGUACAUGUCUGCGUCUGGUCUAGAGCAUUAUCCUCGGCAGGGAAACUUGUUUUUCAUUCAUGUGUCCUCCGCGUUGGUUGUGCUUGGGUUAUUAGACAUGGUGCUUUUGCCAUCGAAUUGGCUUCAUUCAUGCGUCUCGUUAUCCGCAUUGCCGCGCAUGAAGUGGGAGGCUGGAGAUUUCAUUCACGACUACAUUUACCUGG